AUGGCCGAAGACCGUAACCAAAGCCCGCUUAAAGAGUUUGCUCAACCAUCUAAUGAGGAGCCUAGUUCUAGUAUAGUAAACCCCGCUAUAACAACCAACAAUUUCGAACUUAAGCCCUCACUAUUACAACUAGUACAACAAAACCAAUUCGCUGGUCUCGCUACCGAGAACCCGAAUCAACAUCUAAAGGUAUUUAUUCAGUUGGCUGACACCCUUAAGGCAAAUGGAGCCACACCCGAAGCCAUCCGCUUAAGAUUGUUUCCUUUUUCCCUUAGAAGUAAAGCCCAUGACUGGUUAGACGCCCUUCUAGCCAACUCAAUAACGACUUGGGAAGACCUUAGGAGAGCAUUUCUUGCCAGAUAUUUUCCACCAAGUAAGACCGUUGUCCUUAGGAACCUGAUCACUAGUUUCACUAAAAACCAAGGCGAAUCACUUUUUGAUGCCUGGGAAAGAUAUAAAGAACUUUUGAGAGCUUGUCCGCACCAUGUCCUAGAGCAAUGGUUAAUCAUACAUACCUUCUAUAUUGGACUCCAUUACAACACAAAGAUGUCCAUAGAUGCUGCCGCUGGCGGAGCAUUGAUGAACAAACCUUACCCUGACGCUUGUGCCCUGAUAGAGGACAUGGCCCAAAACCACGUCCAGUGGGGAAUAGAACGAGUGACAGUAGAGAAAAAGGAAAGCCAUGGAGGAAAGCAUGAGAUAAGUUGCAUAGACAUGAUGAAUGCCAAGAUGGAUACCCUGGCCUUGAGAGUUGAGAACAUGUCUCAAAACCCUACCACAGUGGCAGCAAUCCAAUCGGAGUGCAAACUCUGUAGAACUCAAGGACAUCAAACCGUUGACUGUAACCUUUUGAACGAAUCUAGCUCAGACCAAGUUAACUAUACCCAAGGGAACCCUUUCUCGAAUACAUACAAUCCUGGAUAG
Vicia villosa (hairy vetch) is the source of this 924-nucleotide messenger RNA. RefSeq lists its product as uncharacterized. NCBI's taxonomy places the organism in Eukaryota, Viridiplantae, Streptophyta, Magnoliopsida, Fabales, Fabaceae. The coding region runs from base 1 to 924 and encodes 307 amino acids. The record is from RefSeq and is a predicted model, not a curated record. The transcript has a single exon.